Messenger RNA from Phalaenopsis equestris, 599 nucleotides. RefSeq lists its product as uncharacterized. Lineage: Eukaryota; Viridiplantae; Streptophyta; Magnoliopsida; Asparagales; Orchidaceae. The record is from RefSeq and is a predicted model, not a curated record.
CUUACCACAAUACUAUCCGCACCUAAGCGUUACCCCAAUUCUAUACCCACCCGCCAGGUUUCUGCUAAUGGCAACUGCCAGUCUCCCGCCUCGCACCCACCCCACUCUCCUCACCAGCCUCCUCCACUCCGGCGUUAAAACCAAUUUUCCGACCUCGUUUCAGAUCCUCCGAAACCCUAACCCUAGCUUUUGGUCCUCUUCUACAGCUGUCGUUGCUUUCGCCUCCUCUUCAUCAUGGGAGCACGAGGAACAACGAUGGCUCCGGGAAGAGCAGCGGUGGCUUCGAGAGGAGCAGCGCUGGCUCCGAGAGGAGCUUCGGUGGAGCUCCGAGCGCGAAGCUCUUCUUCGCGAGAUUGCAGCUCUGCGGCUCCGCAUCGAUGCCCUCGAGGGCGAGCGUUCCCCGCUCGCUGAUGCCGUCGAGGCGGUGCUAUUUGCGGCGAAGGAGCGGCGUCUCGUUGCUGGAGCUGAUAAGUUAAUAGUGGAGGAAGCUGAGGUGAAGGAGACGGUUCGGGAGGGUAUAUCGAUACCUGAGGAGGUGAAGAAGGAAAGGGAGACACUAAGGAUGGGAUCAGAAGGAAAGGACGUACGAGAGAUGCAGG